UAUGUUGACGUUUCCGUCUCCGGCAGACAUAUUGCUUACAGGAGCAAAUUGUGGAAGGCUAGAAGAGACAGAGAGAGGAUUCACAUUUGAUUUAUAUCUCCACGGCUCGAUACGCUCAAACGACACAGGACGUGAUGGAGCCGUCAGCCAGUCCGGCCAAAGACAACUACAGGAUGAACCGCUACAAGAACAAAGCGCUGAACCCUGAGGAGAUGAGACGCAGGCGGGAAGAGGAGGGCGUCCAACUCAGGAAACAGAAACGAGAACAACAGCUUUUCAAGAGGAGGAAUGUUGAUGUUCUCAAUGAAGAGGAGGCCAUGUUUGAGAGUCCGCUGGUGGACCCGUUUCUCAGCUCUCCGACAACAGAAGGAGUCAUUACCAGAGACAUGGUUGAGAUGCUUUUCUCGGAGGACCCAGAGCUUCAGCUCGCCACAACACAAAAGUUCAGAAAACUACUUUCUAAAGAGCCCAACCCCCCGAUUGAUGAAGUCAUAAACACGCUUGGAGUAGUUGAGAGGUUUGUGGAGUUCUUGAAGAAGAGCGUCAACUGCACGCUACAGUUCGAAGCAGCUUGGGCGCUGACCAACAUCGCAUCGGGCACGUCCUCGCAGACAAAGACGGUGAUUGUGGCCGGAGCAGUGCCGAUCUUCAUCGAGCUGCUCAACUCCGACUUUGAAGACGUCCAAGAGCAGGCGGUGUGGGCCUUGGGUAAUAUCGCAGGGGAUAGUGCCGUGUGCAGGGACUACGUGCUGAACUGCGAAAUCCUUCCGCCGUUGUUAAUGCUUUUGACGAAAUCCACUAGAUUGACCAUGACUAGGAAUGCAGUGUGGGCUUUGUCUAAUCUCUGUAGAGGAAAAAACCCUCCGCCGGCUUUUGAAAAGGUGUCCCCCUGUCUGCCAGUGCUGUCCAGGCUUCUAUUUAGCAGUGACCCAGACCUGCUGGCGGAUGCCUGCUGGGCUUUGUCGUAUCUCUCAGACGGCCCCAAUGACAAGAUCCAGGCUGUCAUCGACUCCGGCGUCUGCAGGCGCCUCGUAGAGCUGCUCAUGCACACGGACUAUAAGGUGGCCUCCCCUGCGUUGAGAGCUGUAGGAAACAUCGUAACUGGAGACGACAUCCAAACACAGGUGGUGUUGAACUGCUCUGCUCUGCCCUGUCUGCUGCACCUCCUCAGCAGUGCUAAAGAGUCCAUUCGCAAAGAGGCGUGCUGGACCAUCUCAAACAUCACGGCAGGAAACCGAGCUCAAAUCCAGACUGUCAUCGACGCCAACAUCUUCCCGGUUCUGAUCGACAUUCUGCAGAAAGCAGAGUUCAGGACCAGGAAAGAGGCGGCCUGGGCCAUCACCAACGCCACCUCUGGAGGAACGCCAGAGCAGAUCAGAUACCUGGUGAACCUGGGCUGCAUUAAGCCGCUGUGUGACCUGCUGACGGUGAUGGACUCUAAGAUCGUCCAGGUGGCCCUGAACGGGCUGGAGAACAUCCUGAGGCUGGGCGAGCAGGAGGCCAAGCAGGAGAACAGCGCCACCGGAGUCAACCCUUACUGCAGCCUCAUCGAGGAAGCCUACGGUCUCGACAAGAUCGAGUUCCUCCAGAGCCACGACAACCAGGAGAUCUACCAGAAGGCCUUCGAUCUGAUCGAGCACUACUUCGGGGUGGAGGACGAGGAGCACAGCCUCGCCCCCCAGGUGGACCAGGCCAACCAGCAGUUCCUUUUUCCCCAGCAGGAGGCUCCCAUGGAGGGCUUCCAGCUUUAAGCCCCCUCCCCCCCCCGAACACCCACCUCACCUUUAAAAUGCACCACUUUGCCCCCCUCUGUACCUCCUCGUCUCACGGAGGACCCCUGGUAGCCGGAGCCUCUCAGCCCCCCCCCCCACCUCCCCCGAUCGGCCACUGACUCCCAAACCUCCACACACCCGUAGGUAAAACUGUCCCGCCCUCCAGCUCUCCUCAUCCAGUGGGCCGACUCCUCGCGGGGGGAGGGAGGGGGGGGACCCACGUGUUACCGGUCGAGGGGGGAGCUGCAUUACACUUUCCUUGAAGAGGUCGUGAUGGCCACAUGAAGUCGGCUCUGGCUUCAAGAACGCUCACACACACACACACACACACGCAUAUCGUCCUGCCGACGGUUGGGUUGGUUGAUAUCUUUAUAUAGACUCUUUUGGGUUGUUUCCCAGGGGGACCUUUGCUUUUUUUCCGGGUUGCCCGUGCAAAGUCCCACGAGUGCGAGGUGAAGGCGAGCGCUUGAUGUCAGUGUGACCGGGUGGCAGGAAAAACACACAGUAAAGAUCCCUUGUCGUUUAUGAUCACUUAUUUAUAUGCGUGUGAUUUUCUUUUUUUCUUUGGUUUGCUGAAUCACGAGGCUCGGCUAAAAAGUGUCUUUUUCCACUGUUAACAUGUCUUCUGUUCUUUUGGGACACAUUUCAGGGGAGGAGACUGGAGACUGGGUGUCGGAUGGGGUUUUGAAGGGAUAGUGGAAAAUAGAUGGGGUUUAUAGAGGAUAUGUUUAAAGAUCUAGGAACAUCAAUUAUUUUCGAGGGUGGUGUAGUUAUAGAUCCAAUGUUCGUUGUGUGCGGUGUUAUUAAUAACAAUACAUUUGAAUUCUGGAAUGAUCUAACUAUUAAACGAGGCAUAGCUGGGGCUUCAGGGCGACGGGGGGGUACCAGCCGCACCAAACCCAACUUCCUUUUAUAUUUAAACAAACUGGAUGUAUUGCAGAUGUUUAAAAUGGGGGGGAACUGACGCUUGUGGUGCAGACUCAACUUUUAAUGUCUGAUUCCAUUGAUGCCCGGUGAAAACAGGUGGCUGCUGGUUCUGCGAGGCCCUCGUGCCCCCGCCUCCCCGGCCGUGAGUGUGUGUGUGGGGGGGUUCUGCAUGGCGUUAUAUUACCCUGCGUACAGUCACUGAGGGUCCCGGUCAAACGCUGCCCACCCUUUUUCUUUUACCGUGGCAGCAUUUGCAGGUAAAGAAACAGGAAGUGGGCCACGGCGCCGGUUUGGUGGCGGUGUUGCCGUGCAGUGGCAGAUUUGACCCACGGCGUUCUGGGCGGCGGGCUUGAUGACUGUUGAUGACUCCGCCCGGGUCCGUUGUGUAAAUAGCUUCUCCUCGAGGCUCACGGCGAGCCGGGUCUGUCCGGGGGAACCGCUCAGACCACCAAUUCAAGUAUAAACAUACAUUUGAGUUUUGUAUUUGCAUUGUAUUUGCGCACACUUCAUGCACACUUGCAUACAACACCAGCAGACACCUUACACACACACACACACACACACCUCCUCACAGAUGAGUGGCUAGACGCAAGAAAAAUCAGUUUCCAUGGUCCUUUUUGGAAAAAAAGUUGUUAUUUUUAUUUUUAAAUUGGCUUUUCUCCGGAGAAAAUUGCCGUUUUUGGCUGUUAUUUCAUUUCAGACCACUUACUAUGGUUUUUGUUUUAUUUAAAAAGAAAUGUUGCCGGUGAUUCAAUUUUUAUUUAAGACUUUUUGUUUUAAUAGAAACAAAGAAGUUUUUUUUUUUUUUGCAUAUUUAAAUGUUUCACUGCACAAAGACGUCUCAUGGAAACUUUUUUUUUCGUCCUUGUUUCUAGCCACAUGACUUACGAUGGUUUAAAUGAUCCCUGUGAGCCCUCGGCUCAGAAGCUGAUCCGGGAUCAGGCUUCCGGCCUUGUGGGCGGAGCAGAACUGUGGUUGUGUGAUGUUUUGACUGACGGCACCGUGAGGACGAGCUCGAUCGACCCCGACGACCUCUGGGAGCUCCUGUUGUGUGGAUCACAGAACCCGCCUUAACAUUGAAUCAUGAUACUGUGACCAGAACUCUGGUGGAUUCCACCGCAUCUAAGAAGAGACACUUUACCGUGACGCCCCUUUUAGAUUCAUUUGGUUUCUUUCAGUAUUACAUUUUUACACAAGCCAUAAACUUCCACCAACUGCUGUUGGGUUCAAGUUUGCUUUGCUAGCGAGAUGUUAUCCACAGAACACGUGUGCUCCCAGUGGACACGAGAGUUGAAAUCAUGAAUAAUUGAGCAUCAAGAACUUGCCUCUACAGGACUGACGUGUAGAGCGGCAUUUGUAACGGAAGUCUUCGAUUUCACUCUGAGCUCGGCCGACAAAUAACGCCAGAAUUGCAACGUUUGAAAACGGAGAAGAAGAAAAAAAAAAAAAAGAAAAUAGUGCAUCGACCAGGAAAAACAAAUAUUUAUAUUUCUUGAAAAUGAAAAUGCACUCCUAUUCACAAAAGUGCCAAUCCGACCAACAGAGACUGGAGGUUCUUAUGUCUUUGACUUUUGUUUUUCUUUAUCUUUUAUUUACUUGAAUGUGCACACAUUUUGUGCAGAACAUUGCUGCUCUAUUUUCCUUCUCUUUAAAGUUACGUUAUUUGCCAUUGAUUCUUUGGGGGGGGAGGGAGAGUGGCCCCAGCGAAGCCGUGGUCACAUGACGCGGGCCCCUCCGGCCGCCUGUCGUCCGUCGGUGUGACGAUCCCCGGCGCCGCGGCCUUGAGUGAUUUCACGCGGUGGAAACGGCCGAGUUUAAUAUUUGGCGUUUCUCACGGCUCAAAGCCGGCGCCUCCGUGUGCUGACGGAAAACUAUGAGAGAUUUUAGAUGUGGCAAAUUGUGUAAAUUUAAGCUACUAUCAUAGCGGACGAUUGCAGGUACUCACCGUGUUGUCGUCGUUUACCAAAGUUGCGUCAUCCUGAAGGCUGGUGGGAAUAAUUUACUUGAUGUCUUCAAUACUCACUGAGAAUCUGCUUCUUUUUAUUAGAAGCUGCAAUAGCUCAGUCCUCACUCUCCUCAGCUCCUUUUUUUUGGCUUUUCCUCAAGUUUAAGUACUGUUUUAGGGAGUGAAAAGAUCUGCAAAAUUAUCCAGACGGCUGCAAUAAACCUAUUGUCCAAAAUCAGGCGCCGUAGAGGCAACAACUCCCCUGCAGGUGGCGCUCCGCCGCUGGGUGAGGCCGACUGAGGCCACUGGACAAACUCUGUCAUUCAGAAAUUGUGCAGUGAUUUACAUUAAAAAGUAUUAUUAAAGUUAAACUAUAUGUAUAUUCUGAUACAUUGACGGGGGAUUUAGAUUCUAAUCACUUCUGAGAAGUGGAGAAAAGGCCUCAUUGCAGCACAAGACGAGAGAGAAAACAGGAUCAGGUUUUUCUGGGUUAUAUUUUUGGAUAAUGUGUUUAGCAUCAAACGUUCGUCCCAGUCAGGCUGCACGAUCAGGAACCUCGUUAUCCACGGGGGGGGGGAAAUGAGCAGACAUCACUAAAUAUCUCAAAUCUGACUUGUCUUCCGUCCUAGAAGCUGUUCACGUCUUUAUCAGAAUCUAAAGCCACGCUUGGCUUGGUCAGGUGAUGUCCUCUAUGCUACAGAUGUUUACAAUGCUACAUGUUUGUAAAAAUACUUUUUCAUACGCCACCACUGACCAGUCCCGAUGUUUUCUCUGCUCUGGUCCUUCUCAUUUCUUUUACAUGUAUUUAUUUUCUCUACUCUUGUUUAUGAUUAUUUUUUUUCCCCCAUUUGCUCAAUUACCCAUCUUAAACUGUGACUUGACUUGACUUUACCGACGGUAUGAAUGAGUGACGAGAAACUUCUACACAACUUCAACUAAACAUGUCACACAAACAUGAAGAUGGAAAAAAUGCAUACAGGAAAUAGCAACAAUAUAAAAUGUUAAAGUGUAAAGGAAAUUACAUUGAAUUUGAAAUUGUUCAGUGAAAAUACUGUACAAAACAAAUAAAGUUACGUUACAACCCUUUAA
This is a messenger RNA of Gasterosteus aculeatus aculeatus (three-spined stickleback), 5733 nucleotides long. RefSeq names its product karyopherin alpha 6 (importin alpha 7) (gene kpna6). Lineage: Eukaryota; Metazoa; Chordata; Actinopteri; Perciformes; Gasterosteidae. The record is from RefSeq and is a predicted model, not a curated record. Gene Ontology annotation, biological process: protein import into nucleus. Gene Ontology annotation, molecular function: nuclear import signal receptor activity; protein binding. Gene Ontology annotation, cellular component: cytoplasm.